Aspergillus heteromorphus CBS 117.55 is the source of this 1485-nucleotide messenger RNA. RefSeq names its product cobalamin-independent methionine synthase II family protein. The coding region runs from base 170 to 1426 and encodes 418 amino acids. The transcript is spliced from 3 exons. Gene Ontology annotation, molecular function: 5-methyltetrahydropteroyltriglutamate-homocysteine S-methyltransferase activity; zinc ion binding. The record is from RefSeq and is a predicted model, not a curated record. NCBI's taxonomy places the organism in Eukaryota, Fungi, Ascomycota, Eurotiomycetes, Eurotiales, Aspergillaceae.
CGCCUGCUCGGACAAGGAGAUGAGCAAGGCCCGAGAACUCGCUUUUGAGCAGAGGGUUUUCCCUUCCUCUCCUUCUCCCCCCCUCUGUCCGCCGUCGUCUUUUUGCCAUCCCGUGCCUAAACUAGAUAUUAGAGAAUAGAUAGAUAGACGUUCAAGUGAUCCCACCAUCAUGGCCCCUCAACUCCACCGCGACCCCCCAUUUCGUGCUGAGCACCUCGGUUCCCUCCUGCGGACGGAGCAGCUCUUGAGCACCAAGACGGCCUUCGAGAAGGGCGAGAUCCCCGAGUCUGAGCUGCUUGCUAUUGAGAACAAGGAUGUCAAGGAGGUUGCAGAGACGCAGAAGAAGCUGGGCUAUGCUGCCAUCUCGGACGGAGAGUACCGCAGACACAUGUUCUGGGGCUCCUUCUUCCCUGGCCUGGAAGGAUUCGAGGAGGUUCACGACAUCAACCCCGAUGUCUUCCGCCCCUACGCCCCCGAUGUUGCUGCGUUCCUCGAGGCGGGCCACAAGCCUGGUGAGAGUGUCAUCUGCACCGGCAAGAUCAAGCACGUUGGCAGCACCUAUGUCAAGGAGUUCAAGUAUUUGGCCAGCGUCGUUGCUCCGGAGGAGGUCAAGAACCUGAAGAUCACCCUGGCCGCUCCCAACUGGUACCACUUGCGCUACAAGGAGGGCAAGGCCUACCCCAAGGAUGUGUACAGCUCCGACGAGGAGUACUAUGGCGACAUCGCCAAGGCGGUGCAGGCUGAGCUGCAGGAGCUGUAUGACGUUGGCUGCAGAAACGUCCAGUUUGACGACCCCAACCUUGCCUGUAAGUCUGAGAUGCCCCUCCAAAACCUCCAUCCUAACCGAUUUGCAGACUUCUGCUCCGAGAAGAUGCUGGCUGGCUGGGAGGCGGAUCCCCUGAAUGUGCGCUCGGCCGACGAAACCUUCGAGCAGUACAUCAAACUGUACAACGACAGCAUCUCCAAGCGCCCCGCCGAUAUGCACGUCGGCGUGCACCUGUGCCGUGGCAACUUCGUCGGCAGCCGUCACUUCUCCGAGGGUGGCUACGACCGCAUUGCCACCAAGCUCUUCAAGGAACUCCACGUGGACACCUACUACCUGGAGUACGACACGGCUCGCGCGGGCGGGUUCGAGCCCCUGAAGGAGCUCCCCACGAACAAGAACGUGAUCCUGGGCGUGGUGACCAGCAAGUUCGCCCAGCUCGAGGACAAGGAGGAGAUGAAGAAGCGGGUGUACGACGCGGCCAAGUUCAUCGCCGAGGGCAACAACAUCACGCUCGAGCAGGCGCUCGACCAGGUCGGCGUCAGCCCGCAGUGCGGCUUUGCCAGCCACCGCGAGGGCAACGCGAUCGACCGCGACAGCAUGAUCGCCAAGCUGAAGCUUGUGCGCGAGAUCGCCAACGAUAUCUGGCCCGGCCAGCUGUAAGAUACCCGACUUCCCUCCUUUGGAUUCAACAACGAGCGGGUAUGUGAACGAUGUGACGA